ACCGGGUGGAGUCAUUCUCGACUAGUCAGUACACGAAGGAUCUCGACACAAAAUGAGUAUAAACGACAAAGUGGUCAUCGUGACGGGCGCGAGCUCCGGAAUCGGCGCCUCCAUCGCCGUAGAGUCAGCAAAACUCGGCGCCAAAGUGGUGAUGGUCGGCAGAAACGAGGAGAAGCUCAGCAAAGUGUCCUCCGACUGCGCCAGCGUCGGCAAGAAAGUGCAGCCCCUCGUGAUCAACGCCGACGUUUCCAAGGACGAAGACGUGAGGAGGAUCAUCGACACCACCGUGCAGCAGUUCGGACAGAUCGACGUGUUGAUCAACAACGCGGGAUUCAACAAGCUCGUCACCAUCCACGAUGAGAAGGCAAUGGACGCAUUCGACGCAGUGUUGGCGACCAACCUGCGAGGAGUGGUUCAUUUAACCCACCUGGCCAUUCCUUACUUGAAGAAAACGAAGGGCAACAUCGUCAACGUAUCAAGCGUGGCCGCUGUGAAGCCCAUGGGACAAACCUUCUGGGCGUACUGCACGUCAAAGGCAGCUUUGGACCACUUCUCCAAGUGCAUGGCUCGAGAGCUGGCUCCCGAUGUGAGGGUCAACGUGGUGAACCCUGGACCGGUGGCGACUGACUUCGGCGCCAACAGCGGCAUGCCUGCCGACCUGAAGCUCGAGAUCAAGGACAUGGUGGUCCUAGAGCGUAUCAGCCAGUCGGAGGAGGUCACCGACAUUGUCCUGUUCCUGAUGAGUGACCGAGCGAGGGGCGUGACUGGCUCCUGCUUCUUAACUGAUAAUGGUCUCCUUCUUAAAUAAAUUUAUGUUUAGUUAAA
Molecule: messenger RNA, 825 nt
Organism: Plutella xylostella (diamondback moth)
Lineage: Eukaryota; Metazoa; Arthropoda; Insecta; Lepidoptera; Plutellidae
Product: 3-oxoacyl-[acyl-carrier-protein] reductase FabG
Molecular function (GO): oxidoreductase activity
Source: RefSeq, a predicted model, not a curated record